CCCUCACCCUUCUCUCUUCUCUCGCGCUGCAGGACGGCUCCCUGCUGGCCUCUCCCUUUCUCAAGGGGUUUCUGGCGGGCUACGUUGUAGCCAAACUCCGCUUUUCGGCAGUCCUGGGAUUUGUGGCGGGGACCUGCACGGGGAUAUAUGCUGCUCAGAACUACGCUGUUCCCAAUGUUGAAAAGACAAUCCGGGACUAUUUCAAUUCUCUGAAAAAAGGCCGGGACUAGAAGGGAGCCCUUUGGCGGAGGUGACUCUCUGGAAGCAGCUCUUCUUGGUUAGACAGCAGGAGCAGAAGGCUCCUAGGGCUUUCGGGGACAGCAGUCACAUACUCCAUUCUUUUCCACUGGAAAAAUGCUUUAUAGCAGUUAUGAGACAUCAGCCAGUCUGAUUCUGGGAUAUUUAUUAGAGUAUCGUGAGAGAGGUGAUUGCCCUGUUAACCUAUCAUAGCUUGGAAGCGUCAGCAGCCGAGUGUUUGCCAGCUGCCUUUUCCCCUCACCUCUCCCCCUGUUCCCCUGUGGAGUGAAAGGCUGUCAUCGUGUUCACCACCCAUGCGCUUUUCCAUCCAGUGAUCGCUGUGCCCAAGGAACGUGCUUUGUGUGGCUUCCUGGGAAGGCCUGAAGCUCCCUCCUGAACGAAGAAUAAAACUGUUCCCUUCCACUGCACUAGAAAUGUAACGGCUAACACGUCUUAAUCGGGCUCAUUAAAUUCAUGGUAUUUGAUCUCUUCUUGAAUGUUCUAGGGUGCAAGUCUGUCUGGCCUCCCUGCCCUGGCAGCAGCUUGCCCUGGCAGCAGCUUACCCUUGCUGGCUGACACCUGAAGAUGGUAACAUUGUCUGGUAAUGCUGCUCGCUUUCUGUUCAGUCCUGCCAACUGGGUGCUUCGGAAAGGGCUGUGGGGACUGAUGCUGAUCUUGUCUGUAGCCAUAUAUGGCUCUCACGCUCCCCUCCUAAAUCUGUGUAAGGUGGAUGGGAAGAUCCCCUUCAGCUCCUCGUCCGUUGUGGUUCUUAUCGAGCUGACGAAGCUGGUGUUCUCCUUCCUGUUCCUUCUGAUCUGGGACCGAAAGCUGCUGGGCGGCACUGUGUCAUGGUAUCAUGUUGCCCCCUUUGCCCUCUCUGCCCUGCUCUAUGCUGCAAACAACAACCUGGUGGUUCACAUGCAGCUCUUCAUGGAUCCCAGCACUUACCAGGUCCUGAGUAACUUAAAGAUUGUCAGCACGGCGCUCCUCUACAGCCUCUUCCUGCGCCAAAGACUCUGCAUGCGUUUGUCUGCUGUCUAUACAGAAGCUAUUCUGAAAGCCCAGGCUCUACCUCUCAGCCUCCAGAACCUCUUCCUCUACUUCUUUGGGGUCCUGCUCAAUGUGACUGGCCACUUCUGGAGCAGCACAGAGGGAGGUUUCCUGGAGGGCUUCUCCUCCUGGGUGCUGGUCAUCGUGGUUAGCCAGGCUUUGAAUGGCUUGAUCAUGUCUGUGGUCAUGAAGCACAGCAGUAACAUCACCAGGCUCUUUGUGAUCUCCUGCUCAAUCCUGGUCAACGCUCUCCUGUCCGUCACCCUCUUUGACCUGCAGCUCACCCUCUUCUUCUUCGUUGCUGUCGCAAGUAUUGGCCUUGCUGUUCACUUGUACUAUGGGGUCACGUAGCUGCUACCUUCCCGCCCUGCGUGCAGCACCAGGGCAGCCUUUAGUCAUUAUUCUCGAGUGUCAUUGCCGUACUGGGGCUGGCUUAUAUUAGAAGCAUAGCGCUGCUCAGACUGUCAGCCUCCCUGCCCUUCUGUGCGCAUGCGAGGAGGUAGGGCAGCUGAAUGC
Molecule: messenger RNA, 1803 nt
Organism: Struthio camelus australis
Lineage: Eukaryota; Metazoa; Chordata; Aves; Struthioniformes; Struthionidae
Product: SLC35A4 upstream open reading frame protein
Biological process (GO): pyrimidine nucleotide-sugar transmembrane transport
Cellular component (GO): Golgi membrane
Molecular function (GO): pyrimidine nucleotide-sugar transmembrane transporter activity
Source: RefSeq, a predicted model, not a curated record